UCUUAGUUUUUUAUGCAUACAAAUUUAUAGUUAUCAAUUACCCGAUGAAACUGAGAAUUAAAUACCUGAGAUAAUUAGUUACUUGAGAAAUGUAGUUCUCAGGUUUCACGAGACUUUGUUCAGUCUGAUACUCGAAUGAAUGGUCAAAUAUUAAACGAGGCUGGCCACCAUAAUCGUCAAUAUUGUAUACGAUAUGUUUAUUGUACGACUAGAUAAGAUAUAAAUAAUGGGCAUGUGAUGCCUCCCAUAAUUAAACACUUCCUCAGCAUUGUGAUGUCUGUGUAAAUGAAAGGACUUACUAAAUAAAUUCGUUGUAUUUUUUGGUGAUGAACUAAUAAGUUCAGAAAAUGAAUAUUUCUGUUUUGACACUAUUAUUCGCUGGUUUGGCUAUAAUUGGAAGUGUAGAGGCACAAGUGAAUUUGGACACAUUGCAAUUGGUGCAAGUACUAUUUCGGCAUGGGGAGCGAGUUCCUGAAUAUGCAUAUCCGACUGAUCCUUACAAUUCGGAAUCCCAAUGGAAGGAAGGGUGGGGGCAGUUAACAGAAGUGGGCAAAAAGCAAGAGUUCGAGUUGGGACGGUAUCUCAGAAGCAGAUAUCAAACUUACAUUUCUGAUAACUUUGUGCCAAAUGAAAUAUACACGCUCAGUUCCGACACGGACAGAACAAUAAUGUCUGCAGAACUGUGCCUGGCUGGCAUAUUUCCCACUGAAAAUGGCACUGAAUGGAAUCCUGACUUAAAAUGGCAGCCUAUUCCUUUGCAUGUGAUUCCAGAAGUUUAUGAUAAUAUCCUUCGCUGCAAGAAAAAAUGUCCAAAAUUCGAAGAGGAAUUAAGACACGAGUUGUACAAUUCUCCAGAAAUGAAGCAGCUUAAUUCUGACAACCAGCAACUUUUUGAAUAUCUCAGUAACAACAGUGGCGUUGCCAUUUCAAAUAUUGACGACAUUGAUAGAUUCUGGGCGACCAUGAUGGAACUCCUUGGCCUUCCACUUCCCUCUUGGGCUGUUCCCGUCGUGCAUACGGACAAUUUCCAGUAUAUGUACAAUCUCAGCAUGGCGAUAAAAUCAUCUACUUUAGAACUCAAACGACUCAGAACCGGUCCGCUGCUGGACAGCAUCAACUCACAUUUUCAUGAGCGGAUGUCAAAUGCUUCCAGCAAAACCAAACUUUAUAUUUAUUCAGCGCACGACACCACCAUCGUAAAUCUUCUCAAUUCACUGGACAUUUUUGACCUGCAAAUCCCUCGAUAUUCGUCAAUAGUCAUGAUGGAGUUGCAUAAAACCCUCGAUACGAAUAACUAUUUUAUCAGCUUUUCAUUUCGUAAUGACACGCAGAGGGAACCCUACAAGCUAAAACUUCCAAUUUGCGAGCUUGACUGUCCAUAUGAGGAGUUCACAAAAUUUGUCGAGCCGAUGAUUCCGCAAGACUGGGAUGCAGAAUGCCAACUGGAACCAGCACCAUCCAAUACCGAGGUUAAUCCCAUCGUUCAUUAUUUCAUUGCGGGAGGCGUGGGUCUGCUACUUUUAGGAUUUGCAUAUUUUCUAUUAUCCAAAGUUCUCUGCAAGAAGAAAAGUCAAGACCAAGAAGGAUACGAAAAGUUUUAACGACAGCUAAAAAAUCCAGGAAAGUCCGUGUUGAUUAAUAAUACAAGACAGAAAUAUAAAUAAACACUUAUUUCCAGUUACGCAAUAUAAAUACAA
Molecule: messenger RNA, 1697 nt
Organism: Folsomia candida
Lineage: Eukaryota; Metazoa; Arthropoda; Collembola; Entomobryomorpha; Isotomidae
Product: lysosomal acid phosphatase
Exons: 9
Coding region: 348-1601 (417 amino acids)
Biological process (GO): dephosphorylation
Molecular function (GO): phosphatase activity
Source: RefSeq, a predicted model, not a curated record